Messenger RNA from Vanessa tameamea, 2742 nucleotides. RefSeq names its product sodium-coupled monocarboxylate transporter 2. Gene Ontology annotation, cellular component: membrane. Gene Ontology annotation, biological process: sodium ion transport; transmembrane transport. Gene Ontology annotation, molecular function: symporter activity. The transcript has 10 exons. Bases 128 to 2050 code for a protein of 640 amino acids. The record is from RefSeq and is a predicted model, not a curated record. Lineage: Eukaryota; Metazoa; Arthropoda; Insecta; Lepidoptera; Nymphalidae.
CGUUGUUCGAUUGUCAUUCGCACCUCGCGCGUCAAGACGUGCGGUCGCGUCGCGUUGUGUUGCUCGUUAUUGAACGCGUGGAAUUGAGCCAAUUCAUCUAUUUACGGAUCGCGGAAAACAAUACAAAAUGAAUACGGGUUGGUUAGUGUGGGAAUGCCUCGUGUUUGGAUUGUUUGUGUGUGCGACGUCAUGUGCACCACUCUGGAGGAGAAAGAGGGAUGCAGCAGCCGGAGGUGAUGCCAAGAGGGCUUAUAUAUUUGCCGGCGGAGGGGUAUCGACACUGUCCAUGAUACUUUCUGUCUCUAGAGGGACAUUGGGAGUUCGGUCUUUUUUAGGAUUUCCAUCAGAGAUGGUGUAUUAUGGUUCAGCAAUGUGGGAGACUUUGUACGGCAUGAUGCUGGCCUUCCCCUUGGUCUGCUGGAUUUUUAUACCGGUAUAUUACCGGCUCAGCACAAACUCCGUGUAUGAGUAUCUUCAGAUGAGAUUCGGUUCGAUUUGGGUGCGACGGUUGGCGGCGGCUACGUUCCUCCUCCGCCAGACCCUGAACCUUGCAGUGACGGUGUAUACUCCCACUGUGGCUCUACAUGCUGUACUUGCGCUGCCACAUUGGGCAUCAGCCGCAGCGCUAACAGUUGUAGCCAUCGUUUUUAAUCUACUGGGCGGUCUCGCAGCUGCAAUCAGAGCCGACGUGAUCCAAACCCUUGCAAUGGUGAUGGUGAGCGCUGCGUUCAUAAUCCAGGCAACGGUGACAGCUGGUGGACCACAGCAGGUCUUCAGCGAUAACGUCGAGGGAAACAGAUUCAAGUUCUUUAACUUCACAUGGGACCCGACAGUUAGAGUGGAUACGAUGUCAGCUUUAGUUGGCCAGCUGUUCAUGUCAGUUUCAAUUUACGGCUGCCAGCAGACUUUCGUCCAGCGCUACUGUUCCAUGUCCAGCGAAACCAGGGUCAAGAGGACCUUGUUGGCGAACGUCCCAGCCGUUUUUGUCUUAUUCAGCUUAUCCUGGGUCGUUGGUAUGGCUCUUUAUGCUGUAUACAGAUAUUGUGAUCCUUUGAUGUCUGGAAGGAUCGUUGCUCCUGAUGAGGUGUUACCGUUUUACGUUCAAGAUCAGUUCUCGUUUCUGCCUGGAAUGCUUGGAUUGUUUUUGGGCAGUCUAUUUAAUGGAGCUUUGAGUUUUCUGGUGUCAAAUGUGAAUUCUAUAUCUACCGUCACAUGGGAAGACUUCGUGUCACAGGCGCCGGCGUUUAAAGGAAUCAACGACAAGCAACAGUUAACCGUCAUUAAAAUUAUAGGAAUUGUUUAUUCGAUAGCAAUAAUGUGCCUCUCCCUCUGCGUGGGGAUGGUGGGGGGAGUAAUAGAAGGUUCUCUGCUAGUGACUUCCGCGACUUCCGGCGCUUUGCUCGGCGUGUUCCUGCUGGCCGCCAUAUUCCCGAUGGCCAACGGCAAGGGCGCGCUGUGCGGGAUGCUGUCGUCACACUUCAUCACGGCUUGGAUGGCGACGGGCAGACUGCUGUAUGUUAACGACAGUGUGGCUAUGUUGCCUUUAUCUGUUGAGAAUUGUCCUAAUGCAACGCUUAGCGUCUUAAGUCCGAAGGCUCUACCGGUAGUUGUGAACCAAACAUUAGCUCAGCUCGCCCCAGUGCUACAAGUUUUAGACAGCACUCACGUACCUUACAAACCAAAGGAAUCAAUUGUAUUCACAGCGUUAAUGAAGAUGUAUUCAGUGUCGUACAUGUGGUACGCAGUGAUCGGUACGGCAACAUGUGUCACCGUUGGAGUAAUCAUCGGCCUCAUAACUGCUACAGAAAAAGACGCAUUUGACGAGCUACUUUUACAUCCAUUAGUGGCGAAAAUCGGUCGGAAGAUGCCUGGUCGAAAGCGAAUAUUUAAAACGCAGGUAGAAGAAAAAGUUUCAGAGGAAAAGGAACAGUCUGACAAAACUGACGAAACGGUGGUCGAAGAUAAACAGCCGACCGUAUUUUUAACCAAUGGGAGUAGAUUGUUUGAAACGUAUGAGAGAAAAACUUCCCCUGUCAGGACGAGACUUUGAUUGCAUUUGAUUGUAUUAAAUAUCAGCAAGAGUAUAAUAUCAAUAUUGAAGAUUUCUCUGACUUUAUGAAAAAAAAAAUCUUAGGAACUUUGUGAGUAUCGCAAAUGCUUUAGAGAGAUUCGUAUCGUCGUAAAAGUAGUUUUUAGUAAAUUGAAAUAAACUAGGGGCUAUGAAACUUAAAGGAAAAAUAAUUAAACUUAUAUCAUAGUCGAAUAUAGAAAUUAAUAUUUAGUUUUGUAAUUAAAAAUGUGCCUUGUAGGUUUUUUAGCGAAUUGUUACGUCGGUGAAAACGUCUCGUGUUCAAAACACGAUGUAUUUAUUUAGACAUACUCGUAUAAGUAGGCAAAAAUUUAUAAAAGGCCCAGCCUUCUAAUAGCCUAAAUCAGGGGCUUAUUGUUAGAGUAGUUAAACCACCUUAUGCCCCUGAUUUGUUAUUGUUGUGAUAAUAGAAUAGAUUGUUAUAAGUGUAAUAUAUAUGUAGAUUAACGUAACCCGAAUUUAAGUGCCUCGAACUAUGUGUUAUUUAAAUGUGAACGGGAGGAAUAUGCCUUUUAAUUAUUAUUAUUAAUAACUAAUUAUUUUAUCUUAAUAUUAAUUAUACUAAGUUUUAUAUUAAGAAAAUAUUAUGAUUCAUAUAUAUUAAGUUAUUGAUAAAAAUAUAUGCUUUAGAUAUUAUAUAAAACUUGCAAAAA